This is a messenger RNA of Pelobates cultripes (western spadefoot toad), 525 nucleotides long. The record is from the annotation of a GenBank genome assembly. Lineage: Eukaryota; Metazoa; Chordata; Amphibia; Anura; Pelobatidae.
AUGGGGACUUUAACCCACUGCAAUUACCGGGACUCUAACCAACUAUCCAAUUACCGGGACUCUAAGCCACCAUCCAAUUACAGGGACUCUAACCCACUAUCCAAUUAUGGGGACUUUAACUCACUAUCCAAUUACCGGGAGUCUAAGUCACUAUCAAAUUACAGGGACUCCAACCCACUAUCCAAUUACCGGGAGUCUAACCCACUAUCCAAUUACAGGGACUCCAACCCACUAUCCGAUUACCGGGACUCCAACCCACUAUCCAAUUACCGGGAGUCUAACCCACUAUCCAAUUACAGGGACUCCAACCCACUAUCCAAUUACAGGGACUCCAACCCACUAUCCAAUUACCGGGACUCCAACCCACUAUCCAAUUACCGGGAGUCUAACCCACUAUCCAAUUACAGGGACUCCAACCCACUAUCCAGUUACCGGGACUCUAUCCCACUAUCAUGGGGCUGGAUACCCAGAUUUGGGACUCUAACCGCUUUCAAUCAAGGACUGGAUAUCUUUCUGAAUUCCUGA